This is a messenger RNA of Staurois parvus, 306 nucleotides long. Lineage: Eukaryota; Metazoa; Chordata; Amphibia; Anura; Ranidae. The record is from the annotation of a GenBank genome assembly.
UUGCCGUCCGGCCACUGUAUAUAAAAUGGCCAGAUGGUGGCAGUCUAGGGGCGGGUUGCCGUUCAUAAACAGCGCCCGUCAUUUUGGACUGUGCGCGCUCCUGGGAGCAUGCAGCACCACGAUCUGGUGCCCACGGAGGACACAGUGGAACACCGAUCGUCGUAUGGGACCUCUGUGUGAGGUCCCAAUCAUGUGAUCACUGAUUGACCAAUCAGUAAUCACAUGAAUAGUAGUAAGCAAGAUGUCACUUCUGACAUCAUUGCUUACUACGUGUUAAAUCUGUGAAUGAUCACAGAGGUCACAUGG